Molecule: messenger RNA, 382 nt
Organism: Anopheles marshallii
Lineage: Eukaryota; Metazoa; Arthropoda; Insecta; Diptera; Culicidae
Product: LITAF domain-containing protein-like
Exons: 2
Coding region: 1-381 (126 amino acids)
Molecular function (GO): zinc ion binding
Source: RefSeq, a predicted model, not a curated record
AUGACUAAGGAUGGACCACCGCCGUACGGGUUCGUGCCACCGCCAUCGGCACCACCGAGCUAUGCGCAGGCUGUUGGAGGUGUUCCACCGUCCAGCCCGUUCACGCCGCAGCAACCGGUACUGACCGGUGCACAGAUCGUUACCACGGUCGUACCGAUCGGUCCGCAGUCGACACACAUGAUAUGUCCUAGCUGCCAUUCGGAAGUUAACACCAAGACGACAACAUCGCCGGGAAUGAUCGCUUAUGUGUCCGGUUUCCUGAUCGCACUGUUUGGAUGCUGGUUGGGAUGCUGCCUAAUACCGUGCUGCAUUGAUGAAUGUAUGGAUGUACAUCAUACGUGUCCUCACUGUAAAGCCUAUCUGGGACGGCAUAGACGAUAAA